AUGGCCGACAAGGACAAAGCCGCCAAAUAUCGAACGGAGAUCCAGCAGAUGAUGUUCGUCUCAGGAGAGACUGCCGAAGCCGCUCCUGAAACCACCACCCUGAUCGAAGCCAUCGUCCAGCAGCAAGUCGUCGAAAUGCUCACGCGCGCAACCGCCCUGGCCGCUCGUCGUGGUGUCCGCAGCAUCAACACCGACGACCUCAUCUUCCUCAUCCGUCACGACCGCGCAAAAGUCUCCCGUUUACGAACUUUCUUGAGUUGGAAAGAUGUCCGCAAAUCUGCCAAAGACUCAGACGACAAGGGCGGCGGCGGUGGUGGAGGAGGUGACGACUUUGCCGACAUCGACGUUGGUCCUGCGAACGACCCAACUCUGGCUACCGCCGGUCCUUCGGUCGGCACAAGGAAUUCGAAAACAAAAAAGGCGAAAGUCGGUCUACCAUGGGAUGUCUCGAGUUUCUACCAAGAGCAGGUCCCCGAACGAGAGGACGAGGAAGACGAAGAUGAGGAAGAAAUGACAACUGCGACCAUGACGCGACUCAAGAAUGCUGAUGACCGCACCAAGAACAUGACUCCUGAAGAAUAUCUACACUGGAGUGAAUGCCGUCAAGCCUCCUUCACCUUCCGCAAAGGCAAGCGCUUCCGUGAAUGGGCUGGUUUUGGCGUCGUGACAGACAGCAAGCCAAACGACGAUAUUGUCGACAUUCUUGGCUUCUUGACUUUCGAAAUCGUUCAAACCCUGACCGAAGAGGCACUAAGAGUCAAAAACGCUGAAGACAUACAACGGAGGGAAAGUGGCGGCGAUGAAGACCAACAACGGAGAAAACGCAUUCGACGAGAACCUGGCUUGUUCGACCCACCUGAAGAGGCGAGAACUCCGGUCAAUACCAAGCACAUCACAGAGGCUUUCCGACGACUACAAAGACCUGAUGCCAAGAGUCGAUACAUGAGCCACAUUCCUGCUGGCAUCAGGAGAACGCCAUUGAAGCUGAUUUGA
This is a messenger RNA of Aureobasidium pullulans EXF-150, 993 nucleotides long. RefSeq names its product TFIID-18kDa-domain-containing protein. NCBI's taxonomy places the organism in Eukaryota, Fungi, Ascomycota, Dothideomycetes, Dothideales, Saccotheciaceae. Gene Ontology annotation, cellular component: SAGA complex. Gene Ontology annotation, molecular function: transcription coregulator activity; protein heterodimerization activity. The transcript has a single exon. The record is from RefSeq and is a predicted model, not a curated record. Gene Ontology annotation, biological process: transcription by RNA polymerase II. The coding region runs from base 1 to 993 and encodes 330 amino acids.